This is a messenger RNA of Parus major (Great Tit), 3957 nucleotides long. Its product is annotated as zinc finger CCCH-type antiviral protein 1-like. The record is from RefSeq and is a predicted model, not a curated record. The coding region runs from base 89 to 2548 and encodes 819 amino acids. NCBI's taxonomy places the organism in Eukaryota, Metazoa, Chordata, Aves, Passeriformes, Paridae. Gene Ontology annotation, molecular function: metal ion binding; NAD+ poly-ADP-ribosyltransferase activity. The transcript is spliced from 15 exons.
UCCCCGCCUCGCUCCUGCUCCUCUUCCCGCUCCCGCCCCGCUCCAGACACAGUCCCGCUCGCGGUCCCGUCUCGAGUGGAGGGGCAGGAUGUGCGAUCCGGCCGUGUCCAGUUUCCUCACCCAGACGCUGUGUGCCCAUGGCGGGCGGCUGGGGUUGCAGGAGCUGCAGGAGAACAUCGGGCUGUCGACACUACAGCUGCAGGACACGCUGUCGGCGGCGGGCCCCCGGCAGUUCCUGGUGCUGGAGGGCGGCCUGGCGGUCCUUGCCGUGACGGACGUGCGGGUCUGUGUCCGCAAGGAGUGCGACGGCUGCGAGCGGCUGCACCUUUGCAAGCUGCACCUCAUGGGCAGGUGCUACGUGAGCUCUUGUAAGUACUCGCAUGACAUCAUGAAUGUGGAGAACAAAAAAGUUCUAAAAAAACAUAAUUUGUCUGGCCUCAGUGAGAAUGAGCUGCAAGUCCUGCUUCUCCAAAACGAUGCAUUCUUCCUCCCUGAUACCUGCUCCUUGUACAACAAAAAAGGUCACCACUGUAAGCAGCAAAACAACUGCAACAAGCUUCAUGUUUGUCGACACUUUCUCCAUGGGAAAUGUAAAUUUCCUCGAUGCAUAAUGUCCCAUAACCUCUUGGAUGGCCACACAUUGAGAGUGUUGGAAACUGGAGGCAUUGACGCAAAGAUAGCUUCAAACUUCCAGGCUAUAUAUGAUUACAAGCAUGUUGAAUUCAACAGGGAACCGAGGAAGGGGUAUGUACUCAGCUACAGACCAUUGGAUCAUUGGAAAAAGCCAGCAAAAGAAACAAAGACAACUUUGCAAACAGUGCAAACCAUGCUGCAUGUGCCACCUUCCGAAGGUCCCAGUAGCACCGUACCUGCUCAGAACCGAGACCAGUUGCCAGCAGGAGCAGGAGAUAAAGGUCCCAGUAGCACCGUACCUGCUCAGAACCAAGACCAGUUGCCAGCAGGAGCAGGAGAUAAAGGUAAAAAGGACAGUUCCUCUGAUGAAACUUCAAAGGACAAGAAAAAAGAUAACUGUGAUGAGAUCUGUUUAUUCUAUGUCUGGAAGUACUGCAAAAACAAGGAUAAAUGCAAAUCUGUUCAUUACCGUUUGCCAUAUAAAUGGGAGAUACAUGAUGGGUUGGACUGGCAUGAACUUCCCAUGAUGGAGGAAAUUGAAAAGGCAUAUUGUGACCCAAAGAACAGCAGCUUGCCAAGUAGGAACAUAAAUUUCCAGACAAUGACCUGCUCUUCUUCUUUGGUUCGACGCCUCUCUACACCAUCAUCAGUCACAAAACCAACAUUCGUACUGACCACACAGUGGAUUUGGUACUGGAAGAACAACCAAGACAGGUGGAUUGAAUAUGGAAAACAGGAAGAAGAGAACAGUGUGACCUCACCAUCUUCUGCUGUUAUUGAGAAUUUGUAUCAAGCAGAUCCAUGUGCUGUUGUAUAUUUCCCAGCUGGCGAACAUAAAUAUGAACUCAAUUUUAAAGAAAUGACUCAGACAAACACUGCUUUUAAAACUCGAAGACAGGUCUGCAGGCGACCAAAGUUUGUGUCUUCUGAAGAUGUGCAUAAGAUAAAGACAGGCAGCCAAGGGGAUUCUUCUAUUCCAAAUCAGACCUGCCCUAGUCACUGGGAUGCAUCUGCACUGCCUGAAUUGGGAUACAAGGCAGUGGUGAUCAGCAAUGCAACCUCUGAAUACAAUGGAAUAAAGCAGCAGUUUCAUCAGACUAUGAAAAAUUACAGCAUCCUUAAAAUACAGAGGAUUCAGAAUCCAUCCCUCUGGAAGGUGUUUCAGUGGCAAAAAGAGAAGAUGAAAAGGGAAAAUGGAGGAAAGGAAGUCCAGGAAAAACUCCUGUUCCACGGAACUGAUGUCACCUCCAUGAAAACGAUCUGCACUCAGAACUUUGACUGGAGAAUUUGUGGAAGCAAUGGAACUAACUACGGGAAGGGAAGUUACUUUGCUAGAGAUGCUUGCUAUUCCCACACCUACUGUCAGGCUACGCCACAGGGACGCAUGAUGUUUGUGGCUCGCGUUCUGGUUGGAGACUACGUUAAAGGCAACGCAACCUACGUCCGUCCCCCACAGAAGUGUGCUGACAAGAUGUGGUUUUAUGACAGCUGUGUGGAUGAUGAGUUAAAUCCUUCUGUUUUUGUUGUCUUUGAAAAACACCAGAUAUACCCUGAGUACAUAAUAGAGUAUAAAGAGGAGAGAGUAAGAGAGCAGAACGAGGUGGGAAUAAGAGCAUAUAGAGAAGUGGGAAUAAGAGAGCAGAAAGAGCCAGGAAUAAGACCAUACAAAGAGGCAGGAAUAAGAGCAUAUGGAGAGAUGGGAAUAAGACAGCAGAAAGAGGCAGGAAUAACAGCAUAUGGAGAGGUGGGAAUAAGACAGCAGAAAGAGGCAGGAAUAACAGCUUAUGGAGAGGUGGGAAUUAGACAGCAGAAAGAGGCAGGAAUCAGAGAGCAGAAAGAAGCAGGAAUAAGAACAUAUAGAGUGGAGGGAAUAAAAGAGUGUAAAGAGGAGAGAAGAAAAUGUGUUAUAUCUUAGAGGAACAUGGCAGUUUGUAUCCCUCUUCUUUCUUUUUAGUACAGUUCUUUGGGAUGUUAAUCCAAACAGUUUUUGCAUUGAGGAGGGCUGGCAAAGCAGAUGUUACGUUUGUUGCAAGUGCCUUUCUUCUCUUCCUCUUAAAUGAAGCAUAAACAUUUCGGUAAACUUCGAAGGAAAAUCAAAAUUGUGGAAUGGGAAAUUGAAUGUUAUGACUGCUGUGGGCAAAUAAUUAUAAAUGCAUAGUCUAAAAAAAUAGAAUUUAUUUUCACAAACAGUUAAAAGAAAAAUUAACAGUACAGUAGUUUUUAAGGAAGCUUUCUGGUUUUUAGUAGCCAGAGAUUCUUUUUAGUGCAAAAUUCAUCUGUUCUUGAUCCUCUCAUCUAUCAUUAUUAUAAACAAUUCAGUGUAGGUAAUAAUGACUUGAGUUUGUUUUCAAAGCACUGCUUGUUAAUGCUGGUACAUGUUUCGAGUUAAAACGGUAAACAAAAAAGAAAAAGCGUAUUUUCAGUCCGUAUUGUUAGUUCUCGAUAAUUUUCAUCUGUACAAUGGCAGAUGGAACAGAAAGUUGUUGAAUCAGAUUCUUUGUGGAAAUUUGCAGUAACUUGCUGUAACCUAUACAAAAGCAGAGCUCAACUGAAACUGAAAGCCACCACAUGUGAGUAAGCAGACACCAAAAUUUGGUGGUUUGGCUGCAACUAAUGACUGUAAGGACACAAAGGCUGUGUCCCAACAAGCCAGGCUUUCCAGUGGAUGUGGCUCUGUAGCGCAAUAGGACAGGAGAAACUUCUUAAGGAGCAUAGAGAUAUUCUGUCUUGUUUUUGCAUUAAUUUUCGUUUUUCCAGACAUAGAAGGGGACUGAAAGAGACCAGUUAGGUUCUUUCAAGGCCAGUGAUAGUACUGCUGUCCUAAGGUACCAUCUGCAUGUUCUGCUGCCUGCUUGCGUGGGGCAGGGUGCUGACAAGUGAGGAACCUCUUUGUGUGUGGGUGAUCCAGGGUCAGAAACCUGUGCAGUUUCUACUGGAUGCUAGCAGGGAGCCCGUAAGUGGAUCAAACUGAAGGCCCUCUGUACAAAAUGCCAUAUUCAGGCUGUUUAGCUGUUCAGAGUGAAACUGUGAGUGAGGACAGAGGAACAGUAUUUUUUACCUUCAGAUAAGCUUUACAGAAACAUCAACAGCAUCUAAGGUUUUUGCAUAUGUGAUACAAAUAUGUCAGCCACUUCAAAGAUAGCGCCUUCUUUCCAAGAACAGAAAAGAUAAAUCCAGAAAAUCUUAUUAAAACUACUUAGAACUAAAUGAAAACAUGCGUGGAAGAUUUUAAGACUUUGUAAUACCUCUCUUUCUCUUGCUUGCCUGUAGAGUUCCUGAAUUACUAAGCUUGUGGUAUUUGCAAAUAAAACCUGUUUUCAGGCA